Molecule: messenger RNA, 864 nt
Organism: Aspergillus chevalieri
Lineage: Eukaryota; Fungi; Ascomycota; Eurotiomycetes; Eurotiales; Aspergillaceae
Product: rho GDP-dissociation inhibitor
Exons: 6
Coding region: 1-864 (287 amino acids)
Biological process (GO): Rho protein signal transduction
Cellular component (GO): cytosol; cytoplasm; membrane
Molecular function (GO): Rho GDP-dissociation inhibitor activity; protein binding
Source: RefSeq, a predicted model, not a curated record
AUGGAUACUGAGCAAUAUCAACCGCUCCCAGUACAGCACUCAGGGCGCAUCAAUAGACUUGUGAGCAUACGAUACCUGCGCAAUAACGAGCAGGCUAAAGAGCACCCAUUGUGUCAACCAACCAGAACAAACCCCCUGUUGCUCACGCUCUUUUUACCUUUUCUCUCUUUUCUCACUUUCCUUCUCUAUCUCUAUCAAUUGACUGUUCAUAUACUCUCCUCAUCCCGAUACCCCACCAACCCAGGAACUCAAUCAACAACAACCACAAUGGCCGACCACCACGACGAUGAUCUCGCCGCCUCCAAGACCGAGGGCUUUAAGGUCGGAGAGAAGAAGACCAUUGAGGAAUACAAGCAGCUGGACCAAAACGACGAAUCCCUCAAUCGCUGGAAAGCCUCGCUGGGUCUGAACACCGGCGACCCCAUCGGCGACCCCAACGACCCCCGCAAAUGCAUUAUCAAGUCUCUCGCUCUCGAAGUCGAAGGCCGCAACGACGUCCUUAUUGACCUCUCCACCCCCGGCGCUCUCGAGGGUCUCAAGGACAAGCCGUUCACGAUCAAGGAGGGUGCCACGUUCCGGAUCAAGGUUGUCUUCCAGGUGCACCAUGAGGUGCUGAGCGGUCUGAAAUACCUGCAGGUGGUUAAGAGGAAGGGUAUUCGGGUUAGCAAGGAUGAGGAGAUGCUGGGAAGCUAUGCUCCCAACACAACAGGCAAGACCGAAUACGAGAAGAAAUUCAACGCCGAGGAGGCUCCUUCGGGCAUGAUGGCUCGUGGCCACUACAAUGCCGUUUCCAAAUUCGUUGACGAUGAUGACACAACCCACCUGCAAUUCGAAUGGUCGUUUGACAUUGCCAAGGACUGGUAG